CCUAGAGCUGCUCAGAGAGAAGCGGAGCCCGGCGGCGGGUCGGUCAGUCUGUCAACCCCGCGGACAGCGAGCGGAGGAGCGGGCGGAGCAGAGCGGGACUCUCCGGCCUCCCUGCGGAACUUUCCCGGCUUCAGCGGCUCCAUCGCGGCUGCCGCUCCGCAGCGCUGCGUGGACGAAUAACGGAGUUGCAUGAAAAGUGGGAGAAGUUGCGUUUCAGCUCACGAUGAAGAAGAACAGCUCCGGGAAACGGGGUCCGGCGGAGCCCGGCCAGCAGAACUCAGCGCCGGACAAAACGGGCUGGAUCAGGAAGUUCUGUGGGAAGGGGAUCUUCAGGGAGAUCUGGAAGAACCGCUUCGUGGUUCUGAAAGGAGACCAGCUGUUCAUCUGUGAGAAGGAGGUGAAGGAACUGGGCCGGGCCGAUGAAGUUCUGGACCUGUCCGACUAUGAACGCUGCGAAGAGAUCAGGAAGAACAAGAGCCGCAGCAAGAAGAACCACAGCAAGUUCAGACUGCAACGCUGCAGCUCCCCAGGCAACAUGGUGCCCAACCAGGUGUUCCUGGCUGUCAGCCCGGAGGAGAAGGACUCCUGGAUCAACAUCCUGAACACGGCCAUCACCAGAGCCAAGAACCGGAUCCUGGAUGAGGUGAUGGUGGAUGACUCCCAGCUGUCUCACCUGACCAGAGACCGAGUGAAGAUCCCUCACAACCGCCGGCUGCCCACCAGAGGCCACCUGCUGGCUGUGGCGUCCACCUCCUCCUCAGAUGGGAUGCUGACCCUUGACCUCAUCCAGGAGGAGGACUCAGUGUCUCAUAAAGGCGUGGCUUCGGAACCGCCGGCCCAGCCCGGUCCAGACUGUUCCCGGUCCCAGAUGGAUGGGUCGCUGGCAGACCGGACUGCUGAGUCUUCCUCCAAGUCCCAGAGCGAGACGGCCGUGUGGCAGAGGACGGGUUCGGCCCAGCCCCAGCCAGACCGGCGGCUGUGCGCCGUGGAGAAGAACUGCUGCGUCUCCAUGGACGAGAUCCUGAACCUGGACGCCAAGAACCAAACCCCGACCGGAACCUGCAGAACCGCGGCACCGCUCUGCCGGCUGCAGGAGCUCAUCGACCAGAAGCUGCAGCGGACGGAGCAGCUCCUGCUGGAAAUCCAGGCCGAGCCGGGCGGCGCCAAGGGCGGGAUGCCAGCACCGGAUGGCCCGCGGGCCGAGGCGCAGCGGCUCCUGGAGGAGGCGGCGGCCGUCUGGACCGAGGCCCGGCAGGUUCUGGACGAGGUCCAGGAGCUGAAGGCGCUGUACCGCCAGCUGGAGCCCGGCUGCCUCAACAGCACCAAACCCAACCGCAAGAGCCUGAUGUGAAUCAGCCAGACAAGAACCACAGCCCGGUUCUGGACUCUGCUGGGUCAUAAAGACUUCCUGUGGUUCCGUUUCCCUCAUCAACCCUGUCAGAAGUUCCUGUUCUGUUGAACCUGGCUGGGUCUCUGAAGCUCCGCCCACAAACACCUGAACAUCAGGUGUCCUCAGGUAUCUGUGGCUUCAGGAAGAACUUUGACCUGAGGUUCUGGUUGGACGACUCCUGGGUUUGGACCCGUCUAAAGAUCUGCUGUAAAAUAUUGAAAUGCUGCUUUUUAUGUUUUUAUUUUAAAGUUGAUGGACAUCAACGUCUAUGCAGAUGAUGUGGUUCUGUUGGCUAUAGGUCCGAUUGGCUCCAGGGGAGCAGGUUCUGGUGGAGAAGGAAAUUAUCUGGACCUUCAGCCACCUUCCAGUUCUCAGCUCUGGACCAGAACCAACAGUAUCUGGUUCUGGACGGAGGCAGAUAGAAGCGGGUCAGGCGUUCUGCCUCAGUCAGGACCGGAUCAGGAGAAUUCUUCUCAUUCAGCUCAUUACUGUGAAAAUCAUUCAGGUAUGGCUAUAGCAUUAGCAUUUCCCAUCAGCCACUUGAAUUUCAGGAUGACGGCCAUCUUUCAAGAUGGCUGCUGUUUUUUACACCCUUUUAUGUUUGCCAUAAAACAUUUCCCAUUUU
Molecule: messenger RNA, 2015 nt
Organism: Poeciliopsis prolifica (blackstripe livebearer)
Lineage: Eukaryota; Metazoa; Chordata; Actinopteri; Cyprinodontiformes; Poeciliidae
Product: pleckstrin homology domain-containing family O member 1-like
Biological process (GO): regulation of myoblast fusion
Cellular component (GO): muscle cell projection membrane; ruffle membrane
Source: RefSeq, a predicted model, not a curated record